Phyllotreta striolata is the source of this 4218-nucleotide messenger RNA. The record is from the annotation of a GenBank genome assembly. NCBI's taxonomy places the organism in Eukaryota, Metazoa, Arthropoda, Insecta, Coleoptera, Chrysomelidae.
CGGAUUUUAUUUUCUUCGAAGGCAUCCGGUAUUUUAGGUUUUAGAGAAUAACAUUAUACAAAUGAGCUUUUUAAUUAUACAGUAAAUUAGUAUCGUGUUCGGUAUUUGUCGAGCAGACCAGCUUAUUUGGAACUAUUCGUGUGCGUAUAUUCGCGCUGCGUUAUCUGUUCCAUUUUCGUCAGCAGGAAAGCUUUCCUGGUACGCGGAAAAUAUGGAUUCCAGCAGCAAGCACAACAAACGCUCUCCUCAAGAAAAUGCCAAUUUCAUAUCCAAACUUUUCUUCUUUUGGAUGCUUCCUUUCUUCAAAUUCGGCUACAAAAAUAACCUUAAACCUACAGAUAUAUACGAUAUUUUACAACCCGAUAAGGCUGAUUCACAUGUACCUAUACUCAAAGGAUUAUGGGAUAAAGAACUGGAAGCCAGAAAAGAGCAGAUUCCCAGUUUAAAGAAAGUAAUAUUCAAAACGUACGCUAAAGCGUACUCAUUAUCCGGUAUAAUAAUAUGUUUCCAAGUGGUCGUCGUAAAGUCUCUACAACCAGUUGUGCUGGCCGAGUAUAUCCGCUUCUUCGAUAAAACACAAAAAUACGACACUUUCGGGGAGUAUUCCGGAUGGAUAUUGGCCUCAGCUACAGUAUUAUUGGCCUUCCUCUUCGCUCUAACGUAUCAUCACGCCCAACUCGACAGCCAGAGAGUCGGGAUGAGAGUUCGAGUCGGUUUAUCUUCGCUAGUUUAUAGAAAAGUAUUAAAACUAUCCCAGGCGUCUUUAUCAAAAACUCCUCCAGGAAAAUUGGUGAACAUGCUAUCGAAUGAUUUACAGCGCAUAGACAUUUGUUCUCAGUAUUUGCAUUAUGUGUGGGUGAUGCCCCUUCAAGCUGCUGUUUGUUUUUAUAUUUUGUACCAGAACAUCGGCAUCGCCGCUCUAGCUGGAACAGUAGCUUUGAUGAUCGAAGGAAUACCGAUGCAAGGCUACUUAUCCAGAUUGCAAGGCCGAUUACGGUCGAAAAUAGCAGAGAAAACGGACUUGAGAGUAAAACUAAUGAACGAAAUCGUAUCCGGAAUCAAAGUAAUCAAAAUGUACGCUUGGGAAAAUUACUUUGCGAAAGUCGUCGAACAAUCCAGAUGCGAGGAAGUGAAAAAAAUCAGGCAAACGCAAAUGAUAAAAGGAUUCACCUUGGCCUUGAUUGUCAUCACCGAACGAUUCGGUCUGUAUUGUUCAGUAAUCUGCUACGUUCUAUUGGGAAACGUUCUGACGGCCGAGAAGGUUUUCGCCUGCGCGCAGCUGUUCAACUCCCUUCAACUGUACAUGUGCGCCUGCUAUCCGCUAGCCAUGGCCGGAUACGCCGAAGCCGUGGUGUCCGUGAAGAGAAUCGAAAAGUUCCUGCUGUUGGAAGAGAACCGGCCGAACUUCGAUUCGAUCGACGAGCCCGUCGACAAGACGGGCGAGAUCUUCGUGGAGAAAGCUUCGGGAAAAUGGUGCGGCUCGGUCGGCGACACCCUCAGCGAUGUGAGCUUCCAGUUGGGUCCGGGGAAACUUUGUUGCGUUGUGGGUACCGUUGGAAGUGGCAAAACAUCACUACUUCAAUUACUCCUCAAGGAAUUGCCGUUAAGCUGCGGAACUUUAGAAGUAAAUGGAACUGUUUCUUACGCAUCGCAGGAACCGUGGUUGUUCCUCUCCAGUGUUCGUGAUAAUAUAUUAUUUGGUCGACCUUACAUAAAAUCGAAGUAUAAGGAAGUGGUGCAUGUUUGCGCGCUAGAAACUGACUUCAGGCAAUUUCCUUUCGACGACAAAACUACGGUAGAAGAAAGAGGAGUAUCAUUGAGUGGAGGUCAAAGAGCUAGGAUAAAUUUAGCUAGGGCAGUGUACGCUGAAGCGGAUAUAUAUUUAUUGGACGAUCCCUUAUCGGCGGUGGAUACCAGAGUCGGAAAGCACUUGUUCGAGAAGUGCAUUAAGGGUUAUUUGAAGGAGAAAACGACGAUUUUGGUAACUCACCAGCUGCAAUUUCUGGAAGAGGCCGAUUUGAUUAUCAUCCUAGAAGAUGGAAAAAUUAAGAAGAUGGGAACGUACAAUGAACUUUCUAAAGAUUAUCUAAGCUCCUUGCAACCAGACGAAGAGGAAGAAACCCAGCAAAAACAGAAAGUUGUAGACAAACAUUUGGAGAAAAGAGAAAGUCUUGCUGUAUCUGAAAUUGGACCAGAAGAAAAUUUAGAGGAAAUAGCAUCCGGAUCAAUCCCCUACUCCGUUUACAUUCAAUACUUCGCCUACGGAACCACUUUGAUCGGAUUUAUCAUAAUGGUAUUUCUAUUCAUCCUGGCACAAUUGUCUUGUAACGCCGGAGAUUUAUGGCUGACAUAUUGGGUCAAUCACGAAUCCGAAAUUUUCAAUAAAGACGACGUCGACAACGUUCAAUUAUUAGGCAACAACACUUUUAACCAAACACUACACACUUAUAGUACACUGAAAGACGAAGAAGAAACCGACCUUCAGAACUUGUACAUGAUAAUCUAUUCAUCUUUCAUGGCCGCCGGUCUGAUAUUAACCCCAAUACGUUCGUUGAAUUUCACCCGGAUCGUUAUGAACUCCUGCAAGAAUCUCCAUCACAAAAUGUUCGGCAACGUCCUGGAAGCUCCUAUGAAGUUUUUCGAUACGAAUCCAUCAGGUAGAGUACUCAACAGAUUCUCCAACGAUAUGGGGAUAAUAGACGAGAUACUACCGAAAGCUUACAUGGAUUUUAUCCAAAUAUUUCUGGUAUUAAUAGGAAUUCUUAUGAUCGUAUUCAUAAAGGUACCAGCAAUGAUUGCUCCUGCUUUGGUAUUAACAGUUGCAUUCUAUUACCUGCGACUUAUGUAUUUGAAAACGUCUCAAAACGUUAAGAGAUUGGAAGGUGUCAAUCGAGCGCCCAUAUUCUCCCACUUAAUCGCCACCAUGGAUGGCAUGACGACCAUUAGAGCAUCGAGAGCUGAAGAAAUGAUCACUAAGGAGUUCGAUGCACUUCUUGAUCAACAUUCCGGCACUUGGUAUUUGUACAUCGCUUGUAACGAAAUUUUCGGUUGGAUUUUGGACUUCCUCAGCGUCGUUUUUAUCGCUUUUGUAGCGUAUCAAUUCCUUAUAUUCGAACCAUCUGAAGGAAUUACUGGUACGGUGGGAUUGACGCUAUCCCAAUGCCUCAUACUCACGGGAAUGUUACAAAUGGGAGUGAGACAAACCGCCGAAGUUACCAAUAACAUGGUGAGCGUCGAAAGGGUUUUGCAAUACACCAACAUAAAGAAGGAAACGGACGAUGAAGUUGAAGAUCAAAUAGUAUCGAAGGAUUUGGUGGAGACCUACAAGCCUAUUAACACUUAUUGGCCCGAGCAUGGAGAGAUAAAAUUCAAGAACGUUUAUUUGUUCUACGAUCCCACCAGUCAGCCUGUGUUGAAGAAUUUGAAUUUGGUAAUUAAGCCGGGGCAAAAGGUUGGAGUAGUUGGUAGAACAGGUGCAGGCAAGUCAUCAUUAAUAGCAGCGUUAUUCAGGUUAACGGAAAUCGAGGGCAGCAUCAUAAUCGAUGAUGUCGAUACCAAAUCGCUGAAAUUGAAGGAACUUAGGUCGAAAAUAUCGAUAAUUCCACAAGAACCGGUGCUGUUUUCGGCGACUGUGAGGUACAAUUUGGAUCCGUUCAGUUCGGUUAGCGAUGAUGUUUUAUGGCAAGCGUUGGAGAAUGUUGAACUUAAACAAUCGAUUACCAGCUUGGAUUCGGAAGUGUCAGAUAGCGGUUCUAACUUUAGUACUGGCCAAAGACAGUUACUUUGCCUAGCUAGAGCUGUAGUUAGAAACAACAAAAUACUCGUUUUAGAUGAAGCUACUGCCAACGUCGACCCUAGUACUGACGUUUUAAUCCAGAAAACCAUUCGUAAAAACUUCAAGACUUGCACUGUAAUUACCAUUGCACAUAGACUGAAUACGAUUAUGGAUUCUGACAAAGUGCUAGUAAUGGAUGGCGGCAAGGCCGUUGAAUUCGCUCAUCCGCAUUUGUUGCUGAAUAACUUCCAAGGAAGCUUUUCGAAGAUGUUGCGAGAAACCAGUCCAGCCAUGGAGGCGGCGUUAAAAAAAAUCGCCGAAGAGCACUACACUCAGACGUUUAUGUAGAAUAUAGUUUAAUUAUAGGAAUUUAUGAAUUAUCUACCUACUAUCUAAUAUAUGAAUUUGUUAUUUGUUUUUUAAUGAUGAUUGUUAUUAAAGCG